AAGAGUAGGCUAAAACCCUCUCUAAGACUCAAAACUCAGAAGGUCUCUCCGAUUUGCAGAGGAGAGAGAUUGAAGUUUGUAAAAAUGGCUAGAAUUGCAGUCACCCAUUUCAUUCGUUGUCGAGCAAAUCACCUCAUUUCCAGAAGCCUUUCUUCUUCAGUUUCAGGUUAUAGCAGCUUUAGGUCAGAAGCUCCAAGACUACACUCAAGCAUCGAAACAUAUUAUAACUCUUCUAUUCUGACUAGUUGCCAGAAGAGGUGGGCAUCUCACAGCCCUAAAACACAAGAUGAUAGCAAGAUUAGCAUUGGACCAAGUAAGGUGGUAGACGCUGGUGAAGAAGAAAAGGACCCUAGGGUGGCCUAUUAUGGCCCAAUUUCAUCCACUAUCAAGAAAGUCAAGCUUCUCUCUCUUUCCACCUGCUGCCUGUCUGUAUCUUUGGGACCUGUGAUAACCUUCAUGACAUCUCCCGAUAUGAAUGUGAUCUUGAAAGGCGGUGUUGCAGCCUCUGUCAUAUUCUUUAGUGCUUCUACCACUGCUAUCCUUCACUGGUUUGUGAGCCCUUACAUUCAUAAGAUCAGGUGGCAGCCUGGUUCUGAUACCUUCGAGGCAGAAAUGAUGUCGUGGUUGGCUACCCCUCUGACGAAGACUAUUAGAUUUGCUGAUAUAAGGAUUGCUGAGACCAAUAGGCCAUUUGUGACGUUCAAAGCUAAUGAAACUUUCUAUUUUGUGGAUUCAGAUCACUGUCCGAACAAGGCUUUGCUUGCCAAAUUGACUCCGCAGAAAUCUGCUCAUGAAUCAGCCUUGAAGAACUUGUGAUUGAAAGAUGUCCAACGCAGUUUUUGUAGAUUUUUGUAAGCUUAUAAUGGUUUCUACUCGGUCUGCAAUUACUUUUUUAAGUGCGUUAAACAUUGCCUAACAUAAAGAAAGUCCGCUGCCUUGAGAUUUUGGCCAAUUAUGAUUGAAUAAAUUCGUUUUUUUUACUGCUA
Messenger RNA from Beta vulgaris subsp. vulgaris (sugar beet), 986 nucleotides. RefSeq lists its product as hypothetical. Gene Ontology annotation, biological process: mitochondrial proton-transporting ATP synthase complex assembly. Lineage: Eukaryota; Viridiplantae; Streptophyta; Magnoliopsida; Caryophyllales; Amaranthaceae. Bases 85 to 816 code for a protein of 243 amino acids. Gene Ontology annotation, cellular component: mitochondrial membrane. The transcript has 2 exons. The record is from RefSeq and is a predicted model, not a curated record.